AUGUGUCGCCAAAACCCACACAAAGUCCAAAUCCCAAUCUCAAUAACUCCACCCAAACAGCGCCAAGUCCAAUCCCCCAAAACCUCUUCUCUCAGAGAUUCCAAUUCCAUCCAACUCUCGCCAACCGAAAAAACCAACCUCCUUUUCUCCUCCUCUGAAAUAACAGCAGCUACCAACGCCUUCCAAUCUCCAAAACUCGGCAAUUCCUCGGCGUGGAAAUGCACCCUCCGCGGCAAAACCGUCGUGGUCUCUCAACGCCCCUUCCCAAACUCCACCCCCGACGCCGCCCAAUUCCGCGCCCACCUCGCCGAUCUCUGCAAGGUGCGCCACGCCGGUAUCGUGGGACUAAUCGGCGCUUACGCGUGCGGGUCCCACAUGUACCUCGUCCACGACUUCCAGAGGGGUGCCGAUCUCGCCCACUGCCUCCGUAGCCGAAAUCUUAUCGGGCACACGGUCCUCUCCAAAUGGAUACAUCGGAUCCGUAUCGGGUCUGAUAUCGCCAAGGCGCUCGAGUACUUGCACCACGAUAUCCCGAUACGUUACGUGCACAAGCACGUGAAGUCCUCGGGCAUCAUCGUGAGCGAGCCCGAUUUCCGCGCCAAGCUCGUGCACUUUGGGUCGCACAUGCUCACGUGCGAGCGACACGUGUCGGGACAGGCCGAGACGAGGAGGUCGGGCAGCGUAAAGAUCAGUGGGACCCAUGGGUACAUGGCUCCCGAGUACGUGACGGGCGGGGCUAUUACACCGAAGCUCGAUGUAUAUGCUUUUGGGGUUGUGCUUUUGGAGCUGUUGACGGGCGAAGAGGCCGUACGAUACGUGUAUGAAGAGAAGGAGACCGUGUAUCGGAAGAUCUCGUUGGUGGAGGGGUUGGGCCAUGUGAAUAGGGGUUUGAGAAAUUGGGUUGAUGGGAGGAUGAUGGAUUCCUAUCCAUUGGAUUGUGUAGAAAGGGUGGUUGAGAUUGCUCGGGUUUGUGUAGACUCGGACCCGGAAAAGAGGCCGAUUAUGAGGUGGGUCUCGAAUGAGCUGUCCAGGGUCUUGAUCAUGUCUGAGAAGUGGGAGGAGGAUAUGAGAGGGAAUGAUGGGAUUACUAUUUCAUUGGUGGUUAGAUGA
Molecule: messenger RNA, 1110 nt
Organism: Magnolia sinica
Lineage: Eukaryota; Viridiplantae; Streptophyta; Magnoliopsida; Magnoliales; Magnoliaceae
Product: lysM domain receptor-like kinase 3
Exons: 1
Coding region: 1-1110 (369 amino acids)
Biological process (GO): protein phosphorylation
Molecular function (GO): protein kinase activity; ATP binding
Source: RefSeq, a predicted model, not a curated record